Molecule: messenger RNA, 4024 nt
Organism: Trichogramma pretiosum
Lineage: Eukaryota; Metazoa; Arthropoda; Insecta; Hymenoptera; Trichogrammatidae
Product: ATP-binding cassette sub-family G member 4
Exons: 12
Coding region: 698-2815 (705 amino acids)
Cellular component (GO): plasma membrane
Molecular function (GO): ATP binding; ATP hydrolysis activity; ABC-type transporter activity
Source: RefSeq, a predicted model, not a curated record
AAAUAAUUACACUUGAGUCUCUUUGGUUUUGAUGUAUUACGUACGUAUAUGUGUGUAUGCGACGACGACGACGACGACGACGGUCACUCGCGCAGGCACUUGGCACACAUAAAUUUUAUCGGGGCGAACUUUAUUGUACGCUAACGCUGCUGGCCGAAUCGUCGACAUUUCGACUUCGAACUUGUGCUGUCUCGUAUACUCGCGUCGCGUUACGACUUUCGGGAGAUCCGAGGCAGACACACACACGCAUUUGACAUCGCAUAGUAGAAGCCGCGUUAGUAGUAACAUCAGCAGCACUAGUAGCAGUAGUAGUAGUAGUAGUAGUAGUAGUUUGUCAGUAGUAGCGACGAUCGACCGACGAUCAUCGCUUCCUAGUCCAUCAGUAUCAGAGUGACUAUGCGAGCGCGAGACACGGCUAAUUUAAUACGGUGACGGUGGCAACUUCUCCUAUAAUCCGGGACACAGUAUUUGACACGAAAAAUAAGAAAAAAAAACAAUAAAAAAAGGAGACACUCGAUCCGUGGCAGCAGCGAAAUUAUGUGAGCUUCCUCGGCGCGCAGUUGUCACACAAAUCUAUGAAAUGAACUUAGAUUUUCGUUAGGAACAAAAAAGCUCGGCUAUCUAAAUAAAUAAAAGCGCCUACGAAAUAUAAUUGUGAUAAGAGAGAACACUUGCAUACUCAAAGGGAAAGGAAAAAAUGAGGCUCGAUAGACCCAGUCUUUGUGUAGACGACGAUAACAAUGCGAUCAUCUCGGACUCCAGAAAGAGUUCGGUGGUCCGAUUACAGAUCGUUCCAGCCAAGCCGAAGACCAUCACGCAUCUGCCCAAGCGACCACCUGUUGAUCUGGCGUUCACAGACCUGACCUACACGGUGCGCGAGGGAAGAAAGAGCAACGUCAAAACCAUAUUAAAAUGUGUCAGCGGCAGAUUGAGAUCUGGCGAGCUAACCGCCAUCAUGGGCCCAUCAGGAGCUGGAAAAUCAACACUUCUGAAUAUCCUUACCGGAUACAAGACUACCGGUAUGGAAGGCAGCAUAACCAUGAACGGCCACGAAAGGAAUUUGAGUGCCUUCAGAAAAUUAUCGGCCUACAUAAUGCAGGACAAUCAGCUUCAUGGUAAUCUCACCGUACAAGAAGCGAUGAAAGUCGCGGCCAGCCUCAAACUCAGUCGUCACGUCGAUGAACAAGAAAAAGAGGAAGUGAUUCAAGAAAUUCUCGACACACUCGGCUUGGCUGAUCACCGUAAAACCAUGACUUUUAACCUCAGCGGAGGUCAGAAGAAGCGACUAUCUAUUGCCUUGGAAUUAGUCAAUAAUCCACCCAUUAUGUUUUUCGACGAACCAACCAGCGGUCUGGACUCGUCAUCCUGCUUCCAAUGUAUCUCCUUGCUAAAAACUUUGGCGCGCGGAGGUCGCACAAUAAUCUGCACCAUUCAUCAGCCGAGUGCUCGUCUGUUUGAAAUGUUUGAUGCUCUCUACACUCUUGCCGAAGGUCAAUGCGUCUAUCAGGGCUCCACCUCGCAAUUAGUUCCUUUCCUGUCUUCUCUCGGCUUGAACUGCCCCAGCUAUCAUAAUCCGGCUUCGUUCAUAAUCGAAGUCUCGUGCGGCGAAUACGGGGACAACAUCAAAAACUUGGUGAACGCCAUUCGCAAUGGUAAAUCCGAUGUUCGCGAGGGCUACCCCUUCCCGGAAAAGGAACAGCUGAAUAAUGCGGACAUCAAAGAGCUCGAAAAUGGAACCAUAGAAGGUACCAAUGUCAAUGCAGUCAAAGACAAGAAUGACGCCAGUUGCAUCGAGGAGAAGUUUUGCGAUGUCAAAUCGAAUGAAAAGAACAAUGGAACCAUCAUGAACGCCUUUGCUACCAAUGACAUCGUUAAACAAAGUAAUGAUGUAGCCAUCACUUUGGAAGCCGAUAGCAAAGAUUUCGUAACUGACUCUCUGUUAGAAGACAGUCUUGAGGGUGUUCCAGAACGUUAUCCCACCUCGGAAUUGGCUCAGUUUUGGAUAGUAUUAAAAAGAACUCUUCUUUUUAGCAGACGUGAUUGGACGUUGAUGUAUCUUCGAUUGUUCGCUCACUUAUUGGUGGGAUUUUUAAUUAGUGCAUUAUAUUACGACAUUGGCAACGAUGCUAGUAAAGUCCUCAGUAAUCUUGGAUUUUUGUUCUUCAACAUGUUGUUCCUCAUGUACACAUCUAUGACAAUAACAAUUCUAUCAUUCCCGUUGGAGAUGCCAGUUCUACUGAAAGAAAACUUUAACAGAUGGUACUCUUUAAAAUCGUAUUAUCUGGCUAUAACAGUCUCGGAUAUUCCAUUUCAGGCAAUAUUUUGCAUCAUGUACGUGUCAAUUGUAUACUUUUUAACUAGCCAGCCAGCGGAACUGUGCCGCUUCAGUAUGUUCUUGGGCACUUGCCUGCUGAUUUCGUUCGUUGCUCAAUCCGUCGGGCUGGUAGUCGGUGCCGCCAUGAACGUACAGAACGGCGUGUUUUUGGCCCCUGUUAUGUCAGUGCCAUUCUUACUGUUCUCUGGCUUCUUUGUUAGCUUCGAUGCAAUUCCCGUAUAUUUGAGAUGGAUCACGUAUCUGAGUUAUAUUCGUUAUGGAUUCGAGGGCACAGCUCUGGCUACCUAUUCGUUUAAUCGUACUAAACUUCUCUGCACAUCGGAAUAUUGUCAUCUCAAACGUCCUGAGACAGUCUUAGAGGAAUUGGACAUGACGAAAGCAGAUUUCACACUCGAUGUUCUUGCCCUUCUACUGAUUUUCGUCGUACUUCGAAUAACCGCUUACCUGUUCCUCAGAUGGAAACUCAAAUCAUCGCGGUAAAUCAUCAAGUUCGUUUAGAUAUUCAAUGAAAGGAGUGAAAAUUCAUUAAAAAUGUAGGCCUUGAAGGAUAAUUGUCACCGUUCGGUGGAUUUUUACUGUUUUUUUUUUCGAAAUACAUAAAGCUCUCUGUUCUUUUUACUCAAAAUAUAUGCUAUCAAUGAGAGCAAACGAAUAUUUUUCCAUAUAAAAACUUAUACAUACUAUAUUUAUUCAUUAGUAUUUUCAUGGGUAAUCGAAGGGUAUGACUCUAUGUUUUAGUGGUAAAGAUAACGGAAAUGUAUCUAAUGGAAUCAAUUUUCUUUUUUUUUUAUAUAAAAAAAUUAUUAUACUUUUUUAGAAUAAUUUACAUUUUCUCUGGAUAUGUCUUAUACCAUAUAUUAAUGAUUCAGGGUACUACUUUGUUCAUGAUUUUUAUUAUAAUCCACGUGAUAUUUUAUUCAAAUGACAAAUUUUUUCAUGAAAAUUUGCAAAAGAACAACGAAAUAGCAUAUACAUUCUUUAUUGUGUAGUACAACUAAUGGUUAUUUAUUAUGAAUAUUAUAUUAUUGUUUGCAAUUGAAAAAACAAGAUUUUUAUAUGAUUUUUACAUGCACGAAUUCGUUCGUAGAAAACGAAAUUGAACAAUAUGAAUUUCUGUCCUCAAAUGGCUGUGAGAACGUGAAAACAAAACUUCGAAAUUGUUGUACAUUUUCAAUGAUUAAUCUACUAACGGCUGGUAUGAAAAAAUGAUGCAACUUAUUUUGAACUGAGUCUUUUCUUUUUAAAACGUUAAAAAGAAAAUUAGAAAAUGUGCCAGCCUGGCUGCCUGUCGAUAAACAAUAAAUUAGUUAUGCUCAUUGCCACUGCGCGAUUUCUUGCCUGGCCAAUUAUUGAAAACGUAAAACCAAAUAUUAAAAAAAAAUACGAUAUAGGCGAGCAAAACUCAUAAUACAAAUUUGAAUGUUACAGCGUGUAUUUUUCAAACGUUAUUUGUAUGUAGAUAUGUAAGUGUAAAAAAAUUUUAAUGUAUAAAUCCUAAGUGCGCAUCAGAAUGCGAGAACAGAAAUUUAAUAAAAAAAAACUUCAUGAACAUCGGCGCUAAAAUGACCUCUGCUCAUUACUAACUCUAUUUUAUACAGAUUUUUCAUAUUGAUAACAGCGCAAGGCGUUUUGUAGAAAUUUUGUAAAAACUAUAUAUUUAUUAUACAAAUAAAAAAGUUUUAAAAAAUA